CCUGUUAUUUCUAUAUUUUAGUUUCAUAGAAAUAAACAUACAAACAAGCUGGAUGCUAUCAGGGAAAAGCUUCGAGAGGGUCCAACUUUUGCAGACUUUGUUUCCAAAGAUCAUCCUAAAGACUGGCAAGAUUAUGAAGGAAAAUUGAAGAGAGAAAAAGGAGAACAAGAACGCCUUAGACUGCCUCCGUGGUUGAAAACAACUAUACCUACAGGUGCAAAGUUCAGUGAAGUUAAGAAACAGUUGAGGGAAUUAAAAUUGAGUACGGUAUGUGAAGAAGCUCGGUGUCCAAACAUUGGAGAGUGCUGGAGUGGGGGAAAACAUGGUACCUCUACAGCCACAAUUAUGUUAAUGGGGGAUACUUGCACCCGUGGCUGUAUGUUCUGUUCGGUGAAGACAUCACGUGCGCCCCCACCACUUGACCCGCAUGAGCCGGCCAACACAGCGCGAGCCAUCAACCAGUGGGGGCUCGGAUAUAUCGUGCUCACAUCCGUGGACAGAGACGAUCUGGCCGAUGGCGGCUCAACACAUUUCGCCGAGACUGUGAAGGAAAUCAAGAGACAGAACAGUGAAAUCCUAGUGGAAUGUUUGGUGCCGGAUUUCCGCGGCAACCGUGAGAGUAUCGGACGUGUGGCAUUAUGCGGUCUGGACGUGUUCGCUCACAACAUAGAGACUGUCGAACGACUCACGCCUUUUGUAAGAGAUCCCAGAGCAGGUUAUCGGCAAACUCUGAAAGUGUUGGAAACUGCUAAAGAGAUCAACCCAGAGUUGGUCACCAAGUCAUCUAUUAUGCUGGGUCUUGGUGAAACCGACGAACAAGUAGAGCAGACAAUGAAAGAUCUCCGCUCGGCUGGCGUUGACUGUGUGACUCUUGGCCAAUAUAUGCAGCCCACUAAAAAGCAUCUCAAAGUAUUCGAAUACGUGACCCCAGCGAAAUUCAAGCAAUGGGAAGACAAAGGCGGUGAACUCGGUUUUCUCUAUACUGCUAGUGGCCCCUUAGUACGCUCCUCGUACAGAGCAGGCGAAUUCUUCAUAACGAGUCUGCUACGAGACAGAAAAACUGGUCGUCAAUGAUCGCGAGAUGGCGUUGUCUAAUGUUAACAUUAGAUAACGCUCUAUGUAGUCCUUCUUUGAUAAGAUACUAGAUGGCAUUGUUCAUUAUUUUAGGACGUUGUAAAAUAAAUUUCCUCUAAUAGUAAAAUUGUGACAGGAGAUUAGAUGAUGGUGUUUUAGUCUUAGAUAGGUGGGUGUUAGACGACAUAAUUCAUAUUUUGCUUUUAGUUUUCAAAUAUUAAUAAUCUUGUACAGAAAUAGGUCUGUAUGUUUAAUAACAAUGACAACCAUAAUUAUUUUUAUAAAUAUAUUUAUUAACAUAAUAAUAAUGUAAGCUUUGUAAGUACCUGAAAUCAUUUUUAUUAUUUGUAAAUAAUGGCAAUUAUAGAUGACUAAAUUAUACAUAGCUAAAAUAUACUCGUAUGUAAUCUCGUCACAUUGUAUUGUUAUUUAUUUUGUUAAUGUUGUUGAAUAAAUAGAUUUUUUGAGCAUU
Molecule: messenger RNA, 1546 nt
Organism: Diatraea saccharalis (sugarcane borer)
Lineage: Eukaryota; Metazoa; Arthropoda; Insecta; Lepidoptera; Crambidae
Source: the annotation of a GenBank genome assembly